Messenger RNA from Darwinula stevensoni, 2987 nucleotides. Lineage: Eukaryota; Metazoa; Arthropoda; Ostracoda; Podocopida; Darwinulidae. The record is from the annotation of a GenBank genome assembly.
UGUGCAGGUAGGCAUGUUAGCCUAAUCGUUAGAUCUUUUGGAGAGGCUGUACCACAUGCCUUCAUUUUAACAGAAUUGUUGUGGAAUUGAUUUUUGAAUAAAUUUUGAUAAAGAAAAUGGAAGUUGCCAAGAAAGGAAGCCAUGAUCUUCCACCUGAUGAUCACUCUGAGAAUCUCCAUGCUACACCAUAUGUUCCUUUUUGGAGGAAGAGAACACCUGACAGGUAUGAUAUUGACGACAAGCCCUUUUCUCCUCCAUCUCCAAAUGAGAUGUACCUGGAGACUCAUUGGAAAGGAAAACGGAAGGAAAAUGCUGGAGGAGCACUAGGAGUGAUAGAGCCACAGAGAAGCAGGAGAGGAUCUGUUAAAGUCCUUGAUCCAGAGAAAGGCAUGGUUGAAUUGGAGUACUUAAAAGAUGCUGGACAUCAAGAAAUUCAAUCCAACAAAGAGGAAGGGCAGCAUCAUGAGCAUCCAAGUGAUCUGACUGCUGUGGUUGAACAACUUCAAAUGAAACUGCCAAAAUUAAGUGUUCCUGAAACGUCCUUGCAUUUGGUUGAGAAGACUGCAGGAUUUGCUCCCAUGGUGGAACCCUGGAAGAAGUCAUCAAAGCACCCUACUUCAGCUGGUGUCAUAGAAGGGGAGGUGAAGCCAUUAGUUGUUCGGCAGCUAGUUCCACCCAAUGCUUUCUUCUCACGAAGGUCUACUAGUCCUGAAGGAGGCAGCUUGAGCUAUCUGGCAAACCUAUUUCGAGCAAGUGAAAAGAAUCCAGAGCAGAGCACAGCUUCAGCCAUAAUGCUAAAGCCAGCUAUAGCCACUGUAGAAAGCAGAGAAAAGAAGCUUGCAGUCAAGGGUGAAUCAGAAAUACAGUCCAUAGAAUUACCCAAGCCAACCACCUUGAAGAAAUCCCUCUCAUAUGAUGAGCUGAAGAUGCCUGAGAAGCAGCAAAAGCCACGCAUGACUCCGAAGCCUUCCCACCUUAGGGAAGUUAACAUGUUUGCUCCCAUUUCUUCCUGAGGACAUCAUCUUGUAGGACAAAUCUCAAACCAGAACCUAGUGCAAUAUUAUGGUUUAGAAUGCCUCUUACUUGUGCUUUUGAAGCCACAUUAGUCUCCUGUACAUGUAGUUCAGCUAUUGAUCCUCCCAACUUAUUAAGGAAUGAGAUUCUAUUGAGAAAUUUAAUGAAAAUAAAAUAUUUUAUCUGGUCAUUGGUCAUAAAGAGGUGGUAAACAAAUGACAUAAGAAAAAAAAAGUAACAUUACAAGCUCUAUAGAUACUAUGACAUGCUUCUCUCUUCUGGCAUCUCAGUAAUUAUAUUGCAGAUAUUUUUGCCUAUUUACUCCAUACUUUCUCUUCAUAAAAGUGGCUCUUUCUUUUUGCUAUGAUGGAGUGAUAUGAAGAAGUGUGGGAAGUACAUGAGAAAAGCUACUAUAAGGUCAGUGCACUAAUGAUUUUCAGUUAUUUCCAGCCCUGUGCCAUGAAAAAUUUAGUUAUGGUAUCUGAUCUUUCUGUAGCCUGAAAUUUGUUUCCUUGCAACAGAGACCUAAUAUUUGGAAUGCAUGAGCUAGUCAUCCUCAGAAUAUGUCAGGGAACCCUAGCAUGACAACAUUUCCAAUUUAAAAUAUUGACGAAGUCAGAAGAAAUUAGUAUGCAGCUGACAUUGAUUGACCAUGAGACUUUUUUCCUAUAUAUCCUCAUAUGAAGAAUCUAUUAACACACAGCACUAGAUAAUUUGGCUGGAAUAUGGUAUAAUGUGGCCAGAGUUUCAUCUCUUGUGGAUAUGAGGAAAAGUUAAAGAGUGUCCUAAUGGGGGACAAUUUUUGGAAGAAAAUUUCAGUCUCAACAGACUUGUCUUCCCGGUUUGCUGUUCUUUCAGGAUGAAUGUGCAAAGACAUUAUGGAUGUGUGUGUCCAUGUGCAAUGUUGAAUGAGUUCUGAGUGUCUGUGAAUGCAUAAAUGUGCAUCCCUUUCAACUGAGGCCAUAGAAAUAGGUGAGAGAUGACAAAAUAAGAUAAAUUAAAAUUUAGGUUCUCCUUGCAAGAAGUGGGCUAAUCACAAAUAAAAUCACUUAUUAGUUUUUGCCAAAAGUGAUUCCAUGAAGCAGUUUAAACUCCAAUUCACAAGUAUAUGAUUUAAUUUCAAUUGAGAUCCCUGACAUUAUUCAAAUUGAUGAUGUGAGUCAUGAUUGACAGGUGACCAUGACCCAUAUCAAUGCCACAAAACAAAUGUUUCUGUUACUCUCCCAUAAUGCAUCCACAUUAAUGCAUAUCAAAUUUUAACACAGGAAGUUUAAUGUAUCUGCUACAUUUUCCCUCUAUGUAAUUUUGUGAUUCUUGUCCCUUGCAAUAGUACAAUGGGGGUGAAAAUUUGUUGCUACAUGGUAGAUGACAUUUAUCCAGCAGCCAAGAAUUGUGGAAAAGGCCAUUGGGUAGGGAAAAUAUUAUCAACAGUGCCUUUGGUUCCUAUUUCCACAAUAUGUUCCAAUGCUCUGAAAAACUUGAGCAAAGUGAGGGUUAAGUCUCAAAAUGGAGUAUGUAAAAAUAAUUGAAAUUGACAAUAAUUUUGAGUUUGAUCAUGUUUGUGCUUGUGAACCUCUUGAUUGCUGAUCCCAUUUGAGGUGUAGUUCAUGCUUUGCUGGAGAUACUAUAAUGAAACUUUUAAGACUAAGGAAAACACUCUGUUGUCAUUUUUGUCAUCCCCAUAUAAUUUUAUGUCUCAGGAAUGAGAGGAACUGGUUUCAGCUACUCUAUUCUGCUUCCUUAGUCAAUAGGUUUUCUUUCACCACUAUAGCAUCUUUAAAAUUCCUCUCCAUUGUUGUUGAAGCAUCAAAUCCCAUGGGAUGUUUCUGCAUCUCACCACUGUCAUUGAUAUCCAUUGUAGGCUAGGAAUUUUCCCAAUGAUUAUUUUCCAUAUAGUCACAAAUUCUUUAACCCCUCAACUGCUGUUUUUUCUCUUUGCAACCUUCUAAGAUUUUUUAUGAUAUGCCCUGGUU